AUGGCAGACCAAAUUCAGGAGUUUAUGGAUGUCCCAAAAGACUUUAUCAAAGACGGUACUCAAUUCAUCAAUAAAUGCACAAAGCCUGAUCGUCGCGAGUUCAUCAACAUCGCCCGAGCUGUCGCUAUGGGAUUUGUCAUCAUGGGCGCCGUCGGAUAUAUCGUGAAAUUGAUUCAUAUACCACUCAACAACAUAUUGGUCGGUGGCGCGUAG
Molecule: messenger RNA, 213 nt
Organism: Sclerotinia sclerotiorum 1980 UF-70
Lineage: Eukaryota; Fungi; Ascomycota; Leotiomycetes; Helotiales; Sclerotiniaceae
Exons: 2
Coding region: 1-213 (70 amino acids)
Biological process (GO): protein targeting; post-translational protein targeting to membrane, translocation
Cellular component (GO): membrane; Ssh1 translocon complex
Molecular function (GO): transmembrane protein transporter activity
Source: RefSeq, a predicted model, not a curated record